AUGGGGACCUUCAACCUGUGGACAGAUUACCUGGGUUUGGCACGUCUGGUGGGGGCUCUGCGUGGGGAAGAAGAGCCUGAGACCAAACUAGACUCCCAGCCAGAACCAACGCCAGGACCAGGGGAUCAGAGGUCCAGCCCGGAACCUUCGCCAGGUCCAGAACGCCUAUGCUCUUUCUGCAAACACAACGGCGAGUCCCGGGCCAUCUACCAGUCCCACAUGCUCAAGGAUGAGGCAGGCCGGGUGCUGUGCCCCAUACUUCGUGACUACGUGUGCCCCCAGUGUGGUGCCACACAAGAUCGUGCCCACACCCGCCGCUUCUGCCCACUCACUGGCCAAGGCUACACCUCUGUCUACAGCUGCACCACCCGCAACUCCGCAGGCAAGAAGUUGGCCCGGCCUGACAAGGCGAGGACACAGGAUUCUGGUCACCGCAGAAGAGGAGGAGCAGCAGCAGCAGGAGGAGCCAGUGCAGGUUCCAAAGGUGCCAGGAAGUCGUCUGGACCUUCACCCUCUUUCUGCUGCCCCUCCACUUCUGCCUAGGAGGCAGGUGCAGGGAGGACAUCUGGGAUGCUGCCUUCCCUGGCCUGGGGACGCUGACUCCCUGAAGGCUGGAUUUCCAAGAUGUCUCUGGCCAGGACCCCCCUCUGAACCGUUCCCCCAGCCUGGGGACUUGAGUAAGGAAGCAGGGUCUGGAAAUACUGCCAAAAGAGCCCUGUGAGGAAGGAGGUGGUCCUGGGACACCCCUGCCC
Phyllostomus hastatus (greater spear-nosed bat) is the source of this 752-nucleotide messenger RNA. It is a transcript of the gene NANOS3, whose product is annotated as nanos C2HC-type zinc finger 3. The transcript is spliced from 2 exons. Lineage: Eukaryota; Metazoa; Chordata; Mammalia; Chiroptera; Phyllostomidae. Gene Ontology annotation, molecular function: mRNA binding; zinc ion binding. Gene Ontology annotation, cellular component: perinuclear region of cytoplasm. Gene Ontology annotation, biological process: oogenesis; negative regulation of translation. The coding region runs from base 1 to 543 and encodes 180 amino acids. The record is from RefSeq and is a predicted model, not a curated record.